Messenger RNA from Hirsutella rhossiliensis, 510 nucleotides. RefSeq names its product ubiquitin-conjugating enzyme domain-containing protein. NCBI's taxonomy places the organism in Eukaryota, Fungi, Ascomycota, Sordariomycetes, Hypocreales, Ophiocordycipitaceae. The coding region runs from base 1 to 510 and encodes 169 amino acids. The transcript has 2 exons. The record is from RefSeq and is a predicted model, not a curated record.
AUGUCGUCGGCCGCGUCGUCGGGCACCAAGACGGCGACCAAGAGGCUCGUCCGCGAGCUCGACAUCUGGCGCAAGGAGCAAGAGGCCGAACAGGGCAUUGAGCGCCUCGGACCCGUGGGCGAGGACAACCUCCUCGAGUGGCAGGCCGUCAUCAACGGCCACGGCAUCGGCGGCGGCUACGACUCCGGCCGCUGGCUCCUAACCAUCACCAUCCCGCCCGCGUACCCCCUCCAGCCGCCGCGGAUGCUCUUCGCAACGCCCGUCGUGCACCCCAACGUGGCGCUGCGCGGCGGCGACAUCUGCCUCGACCUGCUCAAGGACGCCUGGACGCCCGCCUACAGCGUGCUCGAGUGCGUCCGCGCCGUGCGCAUGCUGCUCGCCUGUCCCGAGACGGACAGCCCCCUCAACGUCGACGUCGCCGCCCUGCUGCGCCAGGGCGAUCGCGUCGGCUCCGCCCGCCUCGUCGAGUGCUGGUGUGCCGACGAGGGGGGGAGGUAUGAUGGGCCAUGA